This is a messenger RNA of Camarhynchus parvulus, 2643 nucleotides long. It is a transcript of the gene TCF3, whose product is annotated as transcription factor 3. Gene Ontology annotation, molecular function: DNA-binding transcription factor activity, RNA polymerase II-specific; RNA polymerase II cis-regulatory region sequence-specific DNA binding; protein dimerization activity. NCBI's taxonomy places the organism in Eukaryota, Metazoa, Chordata, Aves, Passeriformes, Thraupidae. The transcript is spliced from 20 exons. The record is from RefSeq and is a predicted model, not a curated record. Gene Ontology annotation, cellular component: transcription regulator complex. Gene Ontology annotation, biological process: regulation of transcription by RNA polymerase II. Bases 182 to 2203 code for a protein of 673 amino acids.
CGCCGCUUCGCUACAUUGUAUCCGCCGGCGGCGGAGAACAAUAGGCGCCGCCGCCGCCCCCGGGCCUGGGCGCCGCGGCCGCCCCCGCCCCCGCCGCGACCCCCGACACCCUUCAUGCGCUUCCCCUGCCCCGGGCGCGCCGGGCCUGGAACAGGACUGCCACUGUUGAGUCUGUGGGAAUAUGAAUCAGCAGCAGCAGAGAAUGGCUGCAGUUGGGACAGACAAAGAGCUCAGUGACCUGCUGGACUUCAGUAUGAUGUUUCCCUUGCCAGUGGCUAAUGGAAAAAACAGACCCACGACCCUUGCGAGCACUCAGUUUGGAGGAUCAGGCUUGGAUGAAAGGCCGGGAUCAGGUUCCUGGGGAACGGCAGAUCAAAACAGCUCUACGUUUGACCAAGGAAGGCAGAGCUAUGGUGAAGGCCCCCACUAUGGCGAGCACCGGGACCUGCCAUCCCACAACAGCAUCUCCUCGUCCCCAUUCCUGGGAGCUGGACUCGUGGGGAAGAGCAGUGAAAGAGCCUCAUACUCCACGUUUGGAAGAGACACAGGGAUGCCAGCACUAAACCAGCCUGGUUUCCUGCCCAGCGAGAUGGGAAUCGCCAGCCCGAGCACGCUUUCCCCCACCGGGGGCAAAGGGGGGGCUCAGUAUUUUUCUUACCCCAACAAUCCUCGCAGGAGAGGUGCUGAGAGCAGCAUAGAUGGACAGCCCAAAAAGGUUCGGAAGGUGCCUCCUGGACUCCCCUCCUCGGUGUAUCCAUCCAACUCAGGUGAUGACUACAGCAGGGAUCCAGCUGGAUAUACUCCCUCGAAACCUCCCAGCACUGUGUAUCCUGGAGCCUUUUACAUGACAGAUGGACUCCAUAACUCUGCAGACCUGUGGAGUUCCCCGGGUGCCAUGAGCCAGUCGAGUUACGGUGCCAUGCUGGGCAGCUCCUCGUCCCCGCUCCCGCAGUCCAGCGGCUUCAACAGUUUACACCAGCACGAGCGCAUGAACUACCAGCUGCAUUCAGGAGAGGUGAACGGCGGGCUGCCCUCCGUGUCCGGCUUCUCCUCGGCGCCCACGGCGUACGGAGUGUCCAGCCACACCCCCCCGAUCAGCGGCACCGACACCAUCAUGGGUAACAGAGGAACCACGGCCGGGAGCUCCGGGGACGCGCUUGGGAAGGCUCUGGCCUCGAUUUACUCCCCCGACCACUCUAGCAAUAACUUCUCCUCCAACCCCUCCACCCCGGUCGGGUCCCCGCAGGGCCUCGCAGGCUCGUCGCAGUGGCCGCGGGCAGGCGCAGCGGGUGCCUUAUCUCCCAGUUACGAAGGGAGCCUCCACACUUUGCAAAACAAAAUGGAAGACAGGUUGGAUGAAGCCAUCCAUGUGCUGAGGAACCACGCCGUGGGCCAGACCUCUGCCAUGGCCAGCAACCACAGCGACAUGCACGGGCUGCUGGGCUCAGCACCAGCACACAGUGCUGCCGUGGGCAGCCUGGGCCAGGCCUUCCCUGCCUCAGUCAUGGCCCUGGGGAGCAGGCACCCGAGUCUGGUGGGAGGAGGCCACCCUGAGGAUGGGCUGUCCAGCAACCCCAGCUUGCUCCACAACCAUGUCACACUUCCAUCCCAGCCCAGCUCGCUGCCGGACCUCAGCAGGCAGCAGGACACGUACAGUGGUUUGUCUGGGGGGCUGGGACGGAGCAGCGUCUCCUCAGGAACGAGCGAGAUAAAGAGGGAGGAGAAGGAGGAUGAGGAGAACACGUCGGUGGCAGAUAACUCAGAAGAGGAGAAGAAGGAGCUGAAACCCUCCCGGAACAGAACAAGGUGCUCUUUGAACAGUCAAGAUGAGGAUGAGGAGGACGAUCUUCUUCCCCCAGAGCAAAAAGCCGAGAGAGAGAGAGAAAGGAGGGUCGCCAAUAAUGCCCGUGAGCGCCUGCGGGUUCGUGACAUCAACGAGGCCUUUAAGGAGCUCGGACGCAUGUGCCAGCUGCACCUAAACAGCGAAAAACCGCAGACCAAACUGCUAAUCCUACACCAGGCCGUAUCAGUCAUACUGAACCUGGAGCAACAAGUUAGAGAGCGCAAUCUGAACCCAAAAGCCGCCUGCUUGAAGCGUCGGGAAGAAGAGAAAGUGUCUGGAGUGGUAGGAGACCCCCAGAUGACACUGUCAGCUUCCCAUCCUGGUCUAGGAGACGGUCACAACCCUGUUGGACACAUGUAAAGAUCAUUUUGUUCCUCUGGAUACAGAGGUCUGUAGGAAGAAACCCUCGGUGUGACCUGCAGCCCUGUUGAACCAUGAACUGUAGUACUGCUCAUACUGACACACGCAGGCGGAUCCUGGCGUGACGUAAGGAGUGGAAAAAAUACUUUGUCAGAAACAAAACGGAAACAAAAAAUUGCCUUAAGUAUAAAGUGCAGAACAGUCAAUACAUAUCACUCAGUUAGGAGGGGGUGGCGUGUUCUCUUGGCUUGUUCACAAGCAGCCAGCAGCAAAAUUGUGCCUAAGCUUGAUAUUUCUUUUUUAAAAAAAAAGAACAUUAGUUAUGAGAUUUUUUAUGUAGAACAAAUAGCAAUGCCUUUUGGUUUUUUUAGCUUCUUUUGCAUAUGUUUUGUAAGCAACGAAAAAUUUUUUUUUUGUAUAAAAACAUGUCUUGUACCCUC